Messenger RNA from Punica granatum (pomegranate), 1371 nucleotides. The record is from RefSeq and is a predicted model, not a curated record. Lineage: Eukaryota; Viridiplantae; Streptophyta; Magnoliopsida; Myrtales; Lythraceae.
CUACAUUCUCCUGUCUGCACAUUCUUUUCUUCUCCCUCUCUCUCUCUCUCUCUCUCACAGAGCUCUGAGGUCGGGUCAGGUUGGGUGGGAGCUUGGCUGUGCUCUGCUGUUGAGCUCUCCUCGGGGUUGGUGGAUCGCAUUCCGAGCCGACGAAAUGCAGGAGACGAGAACGGUCCAAGUGAGGCAGCUUUCAGAUCUAGCUACUGAGAGGGAGAUUCACGAGUUCUUCUCCUUCUCCGGCGAGAUUGAACACGUCGAGAUCCUAAGUGAAGCUGGGGAGCUGCGGACUGCAUUUGUCACUUUUAAAGACCCGAAAGCUCUGGAAAUUGCACUGUUGUUAUCGGGUGCAACAAUAGUUGAUCACAUUGUGACUAUAACUCCAGCAGAAAACUAUGAGCCAAAUCAUGAGAUGCAAGAAGUCAGGAUGGUAGAAAGUGCCCUAUCAAUUACUCCAGCAGAAAACCUUGGAACAAAUGUCGAGGUAGCUGAAGAUGCCAGUGUUAAAAGCCGCUCACCUGGCAGUGGUAGAUUGUACGUAAAUCGUGCCCAAGAUGUUGUUGUUAGUGUAUUGGCGAAAGGCUCUGCUAUUAGGCAGGAUGCAGUGAACAAGGCCAAGGCAUUUGAUGAGAAGCAUAGAUUGACUGCUACUGCAUCAGCCAAGGUUAUCUCAUUUGACCGGAGAGUUGGGCUUACUGAGAAAUUGACUGUCGGCAUAUCUGUGGUUAAUGAAAAAGUGAAGUCUGUUGAUCAAAGACUACAUGUGUCAGACAAGACGAUGGCAGCAAUAUUCGCAGCGGAGAGGAAGAUAAAUGACACAGGUUCUGCUGUAAAAACAAGCAGGUAUGUGACUGCAGGCACUGCUUGGUUAAACGGUGCUUUCAGUAAAGUGUCGAAGGCCGGCCAAGCUGCAAGAACAACAACUCGGGAAAAGUUCCAUCUCGCUGUUUCGAAUUUGACCGCAAAGGAUGCACCAAUUGCUGCGUAAACGCUGAAACCACCCUGUCAAGAUCUUCGGCAAAGAAGUUGCUUGGUCAGCACAUUCUUCGGCUUACCAAUAUGAAGAUAUGUAAAUGGGAUCUGGAGCUACCAUGCUCAGGUUUUAGGGUUGUUCUGUAUUCCCAUUUCAGUUUGAUGGACUGAUUAGUUGUGCAAUUAGGGUCGAUUUUAUUUUACCCAUUUUGUAUUCUUUCGUCUGCGGGGUCUGGAUCUCGCGACUCGCAAGGUUUUCCUCUUGUAAUAGUUGCAACUUCAAGAUCUUUCAAUGAGUGAAAAAGAAGAAAACCCAUGAUGAUUUUUGCCUCUUUGUAUGUCGACUGCUUUCGUGUAAUGACUAUCAUCUCAUAUAAUUAUGACCCCGGAAAGUUAGGAUGA